CAAACAUCACUGUCAACCCCAGGGAGGUUUCAACGGUAGAAAUUUCUCUACCCACCUUUUCCUUUAAUGCGGCCCACCUGAGUAUUGGAUCCUGCUCACUUUUGGGCUCAAUUCAUAAAAUGAGCUCAAAAAACGGAUGGACGGGGUGGAUGUCUCACAAACAUAACGGUGGGUCCCAACUAGAUUUCCAGCGCAGGAACUUCAUCAACGUUUGUAUGGUCAAUGGUCUUUGUAAGCUUUGAGUGACUAUUGAAGUUCCCGGCGUCUUUUGUGCCUGCUAUUUCCUCUGAUUUCCUUCCAUCGGCCGUCUGUCCAUCGUUGCUACAGAUUUCUCAUCAGUGCCUUUACAACACCCUGGACAAACCGUUCGACCUCACCUUUCUAUUUCUUGCCAUUUUUGCACAUCAACGGUAGGCCAAACGAGUGCCGUACUUUUUUACGACUGUUUGGAGGUUGAGCCAUCUGCUCUUGUUUGGUUACGGUGAGCUUUGAAUCACCAUUGGAGUUUUGGGCCUCAGUUUUGCACGCUAUUUCCUCUGAUCUCGUUCUGCUGUCCAUCCAUUCAUCCAUCUAUCCGACGGUGCUACAGGAUUGCUCAUUAGUUCCUUUAUAACACUAAGGACAAACUGUUUGAUCUCACCUUAAAUAUUUAUUGACACUUUCACCCAUCAACAGUCAGCCAAUAAGCACGGGACUAUUAUACGCUGUUUGGAGUUUAAGUGACUAUGGAUUUUUUUAAGGCUGUUCUUGAAGUUGUGAAGUUUUUGUGGGAUCCUCUUGCUCGACAGAUAAGUUAUGUGAAGAAUCUAAAUAAAAAUGUGGAGGAUUUGAGAAAGAAUAUGGAUGAACUAACUAGUAAAGAAAAUGAUGUGACUAAUGAAAUUGAGAGAGCUAAGUUGCAACGGAGGGUUCCCCGGGAAGAAGUGAACAACUGGUUGAAAGACGUCGAAAAUGUUAAAAACGAAGUGACAGUCAUUGAGAAAGAAUUUGCUGAACAAGAGAGAUGCUGCAAUGGAUGUGUGCCCGAUUGUUACACAGCUCGAAAACUAAGCAAAAGAGCUUUGGAAAAAGCUUCUAAAGUGCAUGAGCUCAAGCAAAAAAGUUUAUUUGAGGGUGGAGUUGCAGUUGAUCAGCUACCGGCAACAGUGCAUACCUUACCCACAACAUCUCUAGAAGGUAAAACAUCAGCCGAAAAAACUUUAGAGCAGAUUUUGGGUUGUAUAAUGGAUGCAAAAAUAGGAAUGAUUGGCGUAUAUGGAAUGGGAGGGGUCGGGAAGACGACCAUCAUGAUGAAUAUUAACAAUCGUCUCAAGGAUGCCAAGCAUUUUAAUAGUAUUAUCUGGGUGACUGUAUCCCAAGAUUUUAACUUGGAGAGGCUACAAACUGAUAUUGCAAAGAAAGUUGAAUUGGUCUUACAAGAGGGCGACGACGAUGUGAGCAGAGCAUCAGCAUUAUAUGAAGCAUUAAUGAAGAGGCGAAAGUUUUUGCUCAUCCUCGAUGAUAUGUGGAAGGCAUUUUCACUAGAAAAAGUUGGAAUUCCUAAACCUAGUAAAGAAAAUGGUUGCAAGAUAGCAUUGACAACUCGGUCAUGGGAUGUUUGUGGUGGAAUGAAGACAGACAAGGUCAUUAAAGUACAAGUGCUUUCUGAAGAGGAAGCCUGGGUUCUAUUCAAAGAUAAUAUUGGUAGUGACGUGGUGCUGGCUUCAGAUGUGCAAGAAAUCGCAGAGCUUGUGGCUAAAGAAUGUGGAGGUCUACCACUAGCACUUAUCACAGUCGGUGGGGCUCUUAGAGGGGUUAAGGAUGUUCAUGAAUGGAGGGACGCGUUGAAUCAAUUAAGAAGCUCAGUGACUGAAAUUGAAGGCAUGCAGGAUGAAGUUUUUGGGCGGCUAAAGUUCAGUUACAAUCGCUUGAGUAAUGAGAAGAGUCGUGCUUGUUUCUUGUAUUGCUCAUUGUAUCCAGAAGAUUAUAAGAUCCCUGUAGAAGAGGUGAUUAAAUAUUGGAUUUGUGAGGGGUUAAUAGAUGAAGUGGGGGAUAUCCAAGCCAAAAUUGACAACGGGCAUUCCAUAGUGAACAAGCUUGUUCGUGCUUGCAUGCUAGAAAGUUCCAUUGAUAAUGUUAGGUAUGUAAAGAUGCACGACUUAAUUAGGGAUAUGGCGAUCGGCAUAACCAAGCAUAACCCUCUCUUCAUAGUCAAGGCUGGGAUCGGAAUGGAAGAGCCUCCGAAUGAUGAUGAAUGGUUAACAGAAGUUGAGAGGGUUUCAUUGAUGAGGAACAAAAUCCACAGCCUCUUAGCAACGCCAAACUGCUAUAAACUCACUACCUUGUUUUUGCAAGAUAAUCCUCUUCAAGGUCAUAUCUCUGCAUCAUUGUUUCAGCAUAUGUGUAGCCUCAGAGUUCUUGAUCUCUCCGAUUCUCACAUUCAGCGCUUGCCUGACUCGCUUUCUGAUUUGGUGAACCUCCGUGCACUGGUGCUAACAGAAUGCAAGUAUUUAUCCACGGUUCCCUCACUAGCAAAAAUGAAAGAGCUAAGGCUGUUGGACCUCUCUUCCACAAUCAUCGAGGUACUUCCGCACGAAAUGGAAGGAUUAGCAAAACUAAGAUUCCUUGACUUAUCGGGAAUGUACAAAUUGAAAACGAUUGAGACAGGAGUAAUAUCUAAGCUUCUCUGUCUUGAACACUUUAUGGCAUUGGGCGAUGGCUUUAUUCAAGCAUUCAAGCCUCAAGAAAGAAAGGUAUCAGAUGAGCUCGCAAAUCUAAGUCGGUUGGUUCUUCUUAAACUCUCCUUUCCUAACCUGGUAACCUUCUCACACUAUGUCAAAUCUGAGCAGUGGCGAAAAUUGAAGAAAUUCUCUUUCUUUGUGGGAGCUGAGGAUCCGAUGUCUUAUAGGCAGUUUUCUUACAUUAAGGGAGAUGAAAUCGGAGAUGAAAUCAACUAUUUAUAUGAGGUGGAGCAUUUGGUAUAUCUCGAAAAUCUGCGACUUGGCACCAGAAAAAGUCCUCUCUUGCUGCCUGCCAACACAAUUGAGUUGGCCAUUAAAAAUUGCACAAAUUUCUCCCGACUGUCGCUUCUCUCCUUAACGAAUGUGGAGGGAUUGAAGUUAUGCUACAUUAACGAGUGCCGCAGAGUGAAGUCCAUUUUGUCAGUUGAAGAUAAUGCCUCUUUCCUCACAUCCUUAGAGCACUUACUUCUUGAGGAAGUACCAAAUCUACAAACUGUUUGUCAGGGAGUACUUGCGACACUUGGCACCUUUCAAAGCUUGAAGACCAUAAUCAUCGUUAAUUGCCAUAGGCUGAAGAAUUUAUUUUCAGCUGGGUGGUUGAAGAAUCUUCAGAAGCUUGAAACAAUUUUUGUUAAGGACUGCGAUGGGAUGGAAGAGUUGGUGGCCGAAGAAGAAGAAGAUGAGAUAAGUGUAACAAACGACAUCAAUAAUGACAUUACCAUCACGCUGCCUAUGUUAAAGAAUAUCUAUCUUUCAGAUGUGCAUAAACUGAAGAAGAUUUGUGGCAAGGUACUCAUGUGCAGUUCUAUGGCCUUCAUUAAAAUAAAAGGUUGUCUUAAGCUGCAGAAGAUCCCUUUCUCCGUUGGUACCUCACCCGUGACUUUUGAAGGAGAGAUUGAGGGAACGGGAAAGUGGUGGGAUAAAUUGGAAUGGGACGAUGCUGCCAUUAAACCACUCCUCCUUCCCCUUUACAAAAAAUUGGAAGAUGACGACACUGACGAUAGUGACGAUGACAACGAUAGCGACCAUGAUGAUGAUGAAGAAGAAGAAGAAGAAGAAGAAGAUGAUGAUGAUGAUGAUGUUCAUCAUUAUCACCAUCAUCAUGAAAAGGAAGCAUCUGAAAAAGAAGAAACAGCUAUCACAACAACAAAAGAAGAAGGUCUGGAUGGUCCCGCUUGUUCUUCUCUUUCAUGACAGACAAACGAAUGGCGAAAUAAGAAGGUUAUGUGAGAUGGAGUGAAGAUUAUGGAGGGGAAAAAUCUAGCGAUCGUAUGGCUGGGAUCAUUCAACGGCAUGCA
Magnolia sinica is the source of this 4018-nucleotide messenger RNA. Its product is annotated as disease resistance protein SUMM2-like. The transcript is spliced from 4 exons. The record is from RefSeq and is a predicted model, not a curated record. Gene Ontology annotation, molecular function: protein binding; ADP binding. NCBI's taxonomy places the organism in Eukaryota, Viridiplantae, Streptophyta, Magnoliopsida, Magnoliales, Magnoliaceae. Bases 726 to 3914 code for a protein of 1062 amino acids.